Messenger RNA from Linum trigynum, 2691 nucleotides. The record is from the annotation of a GenBank genome assembly. NCBI's taxonomy places the organism in Eukaryota, Viridiplantae, Streptophyta, Magnoliopsida, Malpighiales, Linaceae.
CCUAAUAUAUUUAAAAGAAAAGAAAAAACAAUAAUCGUCAUUCAAACAACUCCAUCAUAGACUUUACAACAACUUGUGAGAGUGCUUAUAUAAAUCAUAAUAUUGGUCGUCCUGUUAGAUGUUUCGAGGAAUGGAGAAAGGGAGGAUAAACCUGACUACUGAUUACAUUUAAUACUCUUUCCUCUUUGUCACUUGUCGUAAUCGUCGACGAGGAGGUCUAGUGUAUAGAAGCAGCAGCAGCAGCGGACCCAAAUGGGAAUUUGGACUGACUGCUCGUUUUCUGUGGUAGAAAAUCAUUGCCGCCGAUCAUCGGCACUUCACUGUCCAUCAAUCAGACCACGACUUCUUGACUUUCAACAUCCUCCUCUCUUCCACAAGGACAAAUCCACACAUGAUUAAAGCUAAAAAGCAACCCGUAUUAGCCCCAAAUUCCACAAAGGCAGGCAGGCAGGCUAUAGAUAAUCAUCCUCAUUAAGGAAAGAAAGCUCCAUCUCAUCCAUGGCUGCUGCGGCGUCUUCUCCAGCUGCUAUCAUGGGAUUUCUACUUCUGGCAGCACUUACCCUUUUCUCCACCGCCAAUUCCCAAAACCCACAAACCAGCAGCUUCACCUACAAUGGGUUCCGGCAAGCCAACCUGAUAGUCGACAACCAGUCCAAAAUCCUCCCCGACGGCUUGCUCCAGCUCACCAACUACACCCAGCUCGUCACCGGCCACGCUUUCCACCACCAGCCCUUCAUAUUCGACCCCAAUUCCUCCGUCCCGUCCGAAUCGCUCUCCUUCUCCACCACCUUCGUCUUCGCCAUGGUCCCCGAAUCGGCCAACACGGGCGGCCACGGCAUCGCCUUCACCAUCUCCCCCACCACCGAUUUCAGCCAGGCCGUCGCCAGCCAGCACCUGGGCCUCUUCAACACCACCAACAUGGGCAACGCUUCCAACCACGUCGUCGCCGUCGAGCUCGACGCGAUGCGCAGCCCCGAGUUCCAGGACAUCGACGACAACCACGUCGGCCUCGACCUCAACACCCUCAUCUCCGCCGCCUCCGCUCCCGUCUCCUACGUCUCCGACUCCGACGGCGUCAAUCGAACCCUCCGCCUGCUCUCCGCCGACCGGAUGCAGAUCUGGAUUCAAUACGACGACGGACAGAAGAGGAUGAACAUCACCGUCGCUCCGUUCCUGACCCCCAAACCUAGACGCCCGCUCAUCUCCACGCCGGUCGAUCUCUCCACCUACCUCGUCGAAUCAAUGUACGUCGGCUUCUCUUCCUCCACCAGCACCGUCACGAGCGCGCAGUACAUCCUCGGUUGGAGCUUCAGCAAAACCGGGGGAGAAGAACCCCCGCCGCUGGAUCUCCGCACCCUCCCAAUCUCUCCCCGCCCCGCCAAGCAGGCGAAGAAAUUAGGCACCGCGCCGACGGUCGUGCUCAUAAUCCUAGCCAUCUCCCUCGCGGGAAUCGCCAUGGGAGCUUACCUAAUUCGAUUGAGAAGGUACAGAGAGCUGACGGAAGAUUGGGAGAGGGAAUACAACACACAGCGCCUCUGUUACAAAGAUUUGUACCGAGCGACCCACGGGUUCAAAGAGAAGGAGGUUCUCGGGUCGGGCGGGUUCGGCAAAGUCUACCGAGGAAUCCUCCCUAAAUCCAAGCUCGAAGUCGCCGUAAAGCGAAUCUCCCACGAUUCGCGGCAGGGGAUGAAGGAGUUCGUGGCGGAGAUCGUGAGCAUGGGGAGGCUCCGGCACCGGAAUUUGGUACACUUGCUAGGUUACUGCCGGCGGAAGGGCGAGCUGCUUCUUGUCUACGACUACAUGCCCAACGGCAGCCUGGACAAAUUCCUCUUCACCGAAGACAAACCAAUUCUGAAUUGGAGCGAAAGGUACAAAAUCCUGAGAGGCGUAGCCUCAGGGCUUCUCUACCUCCACGAGGAAUGGGAGCAGGUGGUUCUCCACCGCGACAUCAAAGCAAGCAAUGUACUGCUCGACGCCGAUCUCAACGGCCGGUUAGGCGAUUUCGGGCUGGCCAGGCUGUACGAUCACGGCACGAACCCGCAGACCACGCACGUGGUCGGGACCGUGGGUUACCUGGCUCCCGAGCUUUCGCGGCUCGGGAAGGCCACCACGGCGACGGAUGUGUACGCAUUCGGAGUGUUCAUGCUGGAAGUCGCCUGCGGGAAGCGCCCGAUCGACACGCAGGCGCUUCCGGAGGAGAUGAUCCUGGUGGACUGGGUGAUUGAUUGCUGGAAGCGCGGGGCGAUUUGGGAAGCAGGGGAUCCCAAGCUGCAAGGCGAAUAUGUCAGGGAGGAGAUGGCAGCGGUGCUGAAACUGGGGCUGUACUGCUCCCACAACAUGCCGGCGUUCCGCCCCAGCAUGAGGCAGGUGAUGCAGUACCUUGAUGGUGACUGCAACUUGCCCGACGUGCCCCUCGAGAGCUCGGGGAUCGGGGCGUUUGCGAUGGGAGGGAGGGAGACGUCGGAGUUCGUCAUGUCGUCGUCGUUUCCUUCGUCCGUCGUUGGUAAGGACUACACCACCGUCACUUCGUUGUCUAGUACGGAUUCUGUACUCAACGACGGCCGGUGAAAUGAAGGGACCUGUGUGUGUGUGUGAGAUUUUUUGUUCGAUAGUACUGAGUUUAAAUUCUGUGUACAGAAUUCAUACAUUCAAAAGCGUACUCCCGGGGCAAAAUGAAGCUCUCAUAUAAGC